CCUGUGGCCAGUACCUCUGGCAGUGGAUCAGCAAACGGAUCAGGAAAUGGAUCAUGGAAGCACCACUGGUACCAACGGCAACAGCGGCUCAACCACAUCCAACACUACCUCCACCAGCUCAGGUGCUCGUACUGCAGGCUCCGGCGCUGGUAACUCAACCGCUGGAUCUAACGCCAAAUCUUCGGCCACCAUCUUGAGCCCUGCCAUGGGUCUCUUCACCGUCUCUUUGGCUGCCAUCGGGUUUGCUUCGCUUUAAAUAGUGAACAUUGACCUGUUGAUUGGGAUAUGCAGUGGAAAACUCAGAGUUAAACUACCUUGUCGAGCGUCACUCGUGGUGUUGACUAGUUUGUUCUAUCCCUAGCUCGACUUGUGAUUCGGAUCAUCGCCUAGUACCCUGUUCCCUGUGUCAGCUGGUCCUACAUGACUUCUAGUUUUGCUCGUCC
This is a messenger RNA of Melampsora larici-populina 98AG31, 443 nucleotides long. RefSeq lists its product as uncharacterized. NCBI's taxonomy places the organism in Eukaryota, Fungi, Basidiomycota, Pucciniomycetes, Pucciniales, Melampsoraceae. The record is from RefSeq and is a predicted model, not a curated record. The transcript has a single exon. Bases 47 to 256 code for a protein of 69 amino acids.